AUGGAAGAAUGGUAUACCAAUAUCACAAUUCCCGAUUUUCGUAUUAAACCUACCCCUAAGGGGUGGAUUGAUAACGAUACUGUAUUCGAAUGGCUUUGUUCUUUUUAUAAGGCUAUAAAAAACCGGGUUAAGAAGCUUAAUGAUAAGCUUCUUAAUGAUCUGGUUGAGCUAGAUGAUUUAUCUAUACAUAUAAAAAGGCAUAUUCGUCGAAGUAUAAACGCAAGUUCUCUUCUGGCCCAACGGCUUGAAAUUUGCGAGGUUUCUUUAAAGAAGUCUCAGGACCACAGAUCGCGAGCAAGCGCUCCCAAAAAUCGCAAAUCAAUUCUCAAUGCA
This is a messenger RNA of Penicillium psychrosexuale, 333 nucleotides long. RefSeq lists its product as uncharacterized. The transcript is spliced from 2 exons. Lineage: Eukaryota; Fungi; Ascomycota; Eurotiomycetes; Eurotiales; Aspergillaceae. The record is from RefSeq and is a predicted model, not a curated record. The annotation marks the transcript as partial.